Messenger RNA from Gastrolobium bilobum, 1437 nucleotides. RefSeq names its product inactive leucine-rich repeat receptor-like protein kinase CORYNE. The record is from RefSeq and is a predicted model, not a curated record. Lineage: Eukaryota; Viridiplantae; Streptophyta; Magnoliopsida; Fabales; Fabaceae. Gene Ontology annotation, molecular function: protein kinase activity; ATP binding. The coding region runs from base 81 to 1304 and encodes 407 amino acids. Gene Ontology annotation, biological process: protein phosphorylation. The transcript has 2 exons.
UUGAAUAUCUGAGAAAUUCAUGCCUCAUUUUGGAGCUUCUGAGAUUGAUUUGUGGUUGUAGCUUUGUUUGUUGUGCUUUAAUGUUUAAGAAAAGACACACCCCUUCUUCUCUGGCAAGGGAAUUGUUAGCAUUCCAGCCAUUGCUUCUUCUGUUCUUGUUCAGCUUGCACCAAAACACUGUGCAAUGCCAGGGAAGGUUGAGUAAACACAUGUCUUCUGAGCCUCCCUCACCGUCUAGGCCAUCACCAUCACAAUCAGAAUACAAGGAUGACCCUAGGAAGCUCAUUGUUAGCAUCGUUUUAGGAGCAGUCACUGGACUAUUUGGUUCUUUUCUCUUUGCACUUGUAGUUCGUUUUGUUGUUCAGUAUCUGAACCGUACACCAAUCCUCAAGGGACCUGUUAUAUUCUCCCCAAAAAUUGUACCCAAGACACUCCAAUCAGCUUUGGCAAAAGAAAACUGUUUGCUUGGUUCGAGUCCAAAUGGGAAAUACUACAAAACGGUGCUUGAUAAUGGGCUUACAAUUGCAGUCAAAAGGCUAACACCCUUUGAAAGCAAUUCCCCAGAGAUCAGGAGAAAAUCAGUGAAGAGGCAAAUACAGAUAGAGUUAGAGCUUCUUGCCAGCCUAAGACAUAGGAACUUGAUGAGUUUGAGAGCCUAUGUUCGUGAACCUGAUGGGAUCUCUUUGGUUUAUGACUAUGUAUCCACUGGGAGUCUUGCAGAUACAUUGAAUAGAUUGAGGGAAAAUGAGUUGCAGCUUGGUUGGGAAGUUAGGCUAAGAAUUGCUGUUGGUGUGGUGAAGGGUCUUCAGUAUCUUCAUUUCACUUGUGUGCCUCAGAUUCUGCACUACAAUUUGAAGCCUACAAAUGUCAUGUUGGAUGCAGAGUUUGAACCCAGAUUGGCAGAUUAUGGAUUGGCCAAACUUCUACCCAACUUGGAUAGAGGGACAUCUGUCAACAGCCCCCCUGAAUGUUUCCAUAAUUGCAGCAGGUACACAGACAAAAGUGACAUCUUCAGUUUUGGCAUGAUAUUAGGUGUUUUAUUAACGGGUAAGGACCCUACAGAUCCAUUCUUUGGAGAAGCAGCCAGUGGUGGAAGUUUGGGGUGUUGGCUGAGACACUUGCAGCAAGCAGGUGAGGCACGAGAAGCUCUAGAUAAGAGUAUUUUGGGGGAAGAAGGAGAAGAAGAUGAAGAUGAGAUGGUAAUGGCUCUCAGGAUUGCUGCUGCAUGCUUAUCUGAUAUGCCUGCUGACAGGCCUUCCAGUGAUGAGCUUGUUCACAUGCUAACGCAACUGCACAGUUUUUGAAGCAAACACUGAUUCUUCCCUUUUCUAGAUUUUCUUUUCUUUUCUAUGAUAAGAUGAUUGUUUUGCAUGAUCUUGAUUUUCAUGGUGUGGUUGCCAAUCAUUUUCCUUCUCUUUAUUUUUCUUUUGGCUGAUU